This is a messenger RNA of Chelmon rostratus (copperband butterflyfish), 4243 nucleotides long. It is a transcript of the gene gdf10a, whose product is annotated as growth differentiation factor 10a. Gene Ontology annotation, molecular function: growth factor activity; cytokine activity. The coding region runs from base 360 to 1979 and encodes 539 amino acids. NCBI's taxonomy places the organism in Eukaryota, Metazoa, Chordata, Actinopteri, Chaetodontiformes, Chaetodontidae. The transcript is spliced from 3 exons. Gene Ontology annotation, cellular component: extracellular region. Gene Ontology annotation, biological process: BMP signaling pathway; SMAD protein signal transduction. The record is from RefSeq and is a predicted model, not a curated record.
ACUUCUGGCUGUGUGCUCUGCAGAGACCUCGUUGGCUGACUGGAGUAUACGUCAGCGCCGCUCUACUAUAACCCCCUGAAGCCUCUGGCGGUCACACAGACGCAAGGGUAAAAGUAGCAGCUCCAACUGUUGCCCGGACUAACCCGCUCAGCAUCCGCGUCCCACACAGUCUGACACAGAGGAGCGAGACGGCUCGCCGAGCACGACGCGGAGAGAGGAGAGGUGGAACAUUUACGCACAGCCUCUUUUUAGUCUGGAGUGAUUUGGCGCGUCCUGAAAGCCCACCUUGGAUAGUUUUCAGCAUUUUUCUGCACUUUUUGCCUCUUGGAUUUUUAUUUUGUCCUCGUUUCAGCGCUUAAAUGCCAGCUUUAACUAUGAUUUCGUCGCACCUGUUGCUGUUGAUGUUCAACUGUUUCCUGGGUGCUGCGUCAGUUAGGACCAUGAAGGGGGGCUCUGGGAGCGCACAGGACAGUGGCUUCCUCCAGUCCUCGUCGGACCCUUUUUCGGAUGAUCCGGAUCAAGACAUGGUCUCCCAGCACAUGUCCAAACUGUACGAGAAAUACAACAGGGAAAACAGCCUCACUGAGGGAAAUACUGUCAGGAGUUUCAGAGCCAGCCAAGACUCCUCUGACCACAGGACGGUGUACCGGCUAAACCUUACAACCCUCCAGGACUCAGAGGUCAUCCUCUCGGCCACAUUCCACUUCCUGCUCGAUCGGCGCCCUCAUCAGAAACCCUGGUUCUGUAAACGCUUCAGAAGCCCGUCCUGCCGCUCCUCAGCCGUCCACCCUUCUCCGUCCAUCAGCCUCCUCCUUCGCUCUGUCUCCUCUGGGUCAGAGGUCAGAUCGGGGUCAAUGGGGUCAUUUCUAGGCAACGUGACCUUCCACCCCCACAGGAGAGGGGUGUGGCAGAUGAAAGAUGUGACCCAGGUCAUAAAGGAGGCACAGGACAAGGGUCAUCUCCUGGUGUCAGUGGAGUUGGAUUUAGGACGGCAGUACCAGAGGAAAUCAGAGGAGGCGCUGUCUGCAGGUGGCCUGCCCUACCUGUUACUGUAUGCAAAUGACCAAGCCUUGGCAGAGCCCAACAGCGUGGCUGCAAGCCUUCAGAGAUAUGACCCGUUCAGCGAAGGAGGAGAGCCCUUACAUUCUUCACAGCUCCUGCACAGACCUAACUCCUCACCAGAGUUGAAAGGACGCGUGAGAAGGGAAGCAACUCUGCUCUCUGACCCCAUUCAGAACAAUGAGCUGCCUGAGGUUGACUACAGGCCUGAUGGAUACAGGAAGGAUGACCUUUGGGAGAGCACUUGGUACCUGGCGCUCAAACCCAAGCCUAAAUCAGGAAAGAAGGAAAAGAAGAGAAAGAGCCAGGAGGAAGAGGGAGUGACGGUGCAAGGUAGAGGAGCACGAGAUGAAGAAGAGCCUCUGGUUCUCGAGGAAGGAGAAGGAACAUCGCAGGGGCGCAAACCUGACGACACGAAUGUGAAAAAACUCAAAGAUAGCCGCGUGCUGACUGUUGGCGAUGGUCGAAAGCACGAGCGGAGGAAUGAGGGAAAGGAUGGAAAAAAGCACAAGGGGAGCGCGAACUCUCAGUCACCUGUGCUGAGUUUUGAUGAACAAACCAUGCGUAAAGCCAGGAGGAGGCAGUGGGGGGACAACCAGCACAGGGGCUGCUCCAGGAGGAACCUCAGAGUGGAUUUUGCAGACAUUGGCUGGAGCGAGUGGGUCAUAGCGCCCAAGGCCUUUGAUGCCUACUACUGCGCUGGCACAUGUGGAUUUCCCAUGCCCAAGGUGGCGAGGCCAUCUAACCACGCCACCAUCCAGAGCAUAGUCCGAGCCGUCGGGAUCAUCCCCGGAGUUCCUGAGCCCUGCUGCGUCCCAGAAAAGAUGAGUCCUCUGGCUGUUCUCUACCAGGAUGAAUCCAGGAACCCAGUGCUCAAGGUUUACCCCAAUAUGUCCGUCCAGUCCUGCUCCUGCAGAUAGGAAGGGGAGGGCAAGGGGGGCAGAGGAUGAAACAGGCUGGAUGUGGAGAGAAACAGAAAACAGGACUAAUGGAGACAGAACCAUACCUCUGUUUGUCAAGUGGUUUCUUGAUACUAAGAAACAAAGUCACUUUGGCCGUCGUUAUUCCUGGAGGAACAUAGGCUGUAGAGAAAUCACUUCCAUCUCUUCUGCCCUGCGGCAGCAGACUUGAAGAGACACAUUGUCUGGCGGCUGCCUUAGCAAGAGGAACAGAGUCGCACAUGUAAAGUCCGGGCUCCUCAUGUCCAAGAUGCCCAGUUGUUUCGAUCCUGCCCUUGAGAUAAUAUUGAGGAUUUCAUGGGCAGGAGCAUUUAAGGGAUGUUUUCCUUUCAUCGCAGAACUUUUUCAAACAGCUCACAGUGAGUUUGUGUUCAUGUUUUCUUUGGACACAAAGGCUCUAAAUAAAAGACUUUAUCAUUUUGUCAUCGGGCAGCUCACACAGUCAGGGAGAUUAUGAGACACAUUUCUACAUUUUUACAUGCUGUGUGCAGCUGCUCUUACUUUUAAGAUAAUCAUAUGCCACACUGUACAUACAUGCAAAGUUAAUUUGUUUGCGAGACAGGAAGAUUAUUUUACAUACUUGCUCUGUAUAUCUUUAAAAGGAAAUAUCCAAUGGAUUGUAGAGAGCAUCUGGAAUUCAUUCACACCCACCAACCCCCUCAUAACUCUUCAAGAAUGUUAUAUUGAAACCAGAAAUAUUUUUCUAUUUUGAAUGUGAAACUUGGUUAAAAAUAAUUUGUCAUGGUUACUAGGUCAUGUAUUACUAUAUUUUAGAUGAGAUGGUCUCUUGUACAUGUGUAUUGUUUAAAUUAUGAAAAGGUAACCUUCUAUAAAUUAGAAUAAAAAAGUAAUUUAAUCCCAGGCUCUUGCUGGAAUAUUAUUGUUUCAUACACUUUGUGUUAUUCUUGGUCGUUGCUGCAUAUAACGCUUGAUUCUUGGGGGAACUUUUCUUGUUAAAACAAACCUAAAGGGGCACCACUGUUCCAAAAUAACUUAGGACAAAAGCAGGAAGGUUCCACUCAAAGAUAACCAACAUUCCCCUAAAGCCCCUUGAACCCAUUAUUACCCCACACCAAAGGCUCAGACGUCCGUUGUCCAGCAUAUAAUGUGACUGAUGCAGUUGUUGUGGGUUAAUGGUUGAUGGAGGAAGCAGGCACGCACCUAUUAGGACGUCAGCCACUGGAACUUCAAAACAUUAUGCACCCCACCCCCUCGAGCGCAGGAUGUUCUCCUCAACCACUUUAACUCGACCUCUUGUCGCCUUCAUUCACAAGAGGAAGACGGUGAGCCAUGUGGUGCCUAAACAGUGUGUCAAGCUGACAGUGAAAUGACAGAGGGAACUUUUUGAUUAUCAACCCAUUACGCUGCGGCUGCUUUUGCCUUGAGCCUGAAAAAGUUGGCACAGAGCUCCACAUCUGUUUGCAACAGCAGAAGGCUCUGAAGUUUGCCAAGACUGGACAGUAAUUUUGUCUCAAAGAAAGAGACAUUUAGUAACCGCUUACGGGGGAAAAGGAACAAAAGGCUGGGCCCUGAUGUUGUUUAUUGUAAAGAAUAAUGCUGUAAGUCUUUUGGCUUGCAAUUGUGCAGGGAGAGCUAAAAAAAGAACAGUCAGUCGCCUGUCAUCAUCUCUAAAAACGAACUGUGCCACCUCCCUGCUGUCUGCAUUGCUUUGUCCAUCACAUAUACAUAGACUACAAGACAGUAUUCAGCCUCUUUCAAAGUUGUUGUGUUUUAUUGUCUUACAGUAAUGAGUCAAAGGGGAUUUAAUGUUUCUGCAAAUGUGGCAUUGACUCAACAAAAUCUGGACCUUUAGGAAACAGGUGUACUUCUGCUGCAGUCAGUUUAUCUCAUUGUCGACACAACGUGUGACUCCAUUUAACUAAUAAUGUGAAACCAACUCUGUGCGCCACACACUGAUGAUUUAGAUGCAUGUGUGUGGGGGGGAGGUGAUUUGCAAACAUAUAUUUUGUAUUUCAUAUUUGUAAUUGAUUUAGAUCAAUUUGUAGAGACCUGCUUCCACUCGGAUAUAAAAGGGUCUUAUUUUCUGUUGAUCAGUGUUAAAAAUCCACAUUAAAUCUCUGACAUCUGAUUUAAUGUUGUAAAACAAUAAAACAUGAAACAUUCCAAGAAGGGCGAAUACUGUGUGUAUUAGACCAGUAACUAUAAUAAAAAAGGGAAAUCUAAUCAUUUUACCUACGUAACAUAAACCAUGUUAAACCCUAUUU